Molecule: messenger RNA, 2723 nt
Organism: Panicum virgatum (switchgrass)
Lineage: Eukaryota; Viridiplantae; Streptophyta; Magnoliopsida; Poales; Poaceae
Product: flowering locus K homology domain-like
Exons: 7
Coding region: 51-2198 (715 amino acids)
Biological process (GO): regulation of gene expression
Cellular component (GO): cytoplasm; nucleus
Molecular function (GO): mRNA binding
Source: RefSeq, a predicted model, not a curated record
UUUAAUGAGCCGUCUAUGUCUGGUUAAUCGGGUUUACCAAGGGUGAUUAAAUGCCGAACCGGGCGAGGCCGUGGUCUCGCGAGACGACGACCACGGCUCGUGCUCCCAGAAGUAGCGACGACACCGUCGCCGGUUGUACGAGCUGCGGAUUGAAGCGACGCCCCCCAUAUGGAUUGAGUGCGAAAUCAGAUGCCUGUGUCCGCCCCAUGCCACACCGCAGCUACCGCAUCGCUCUCCGGCCGACCGGCCGGCCGCCAUCGCUCCACGCUCCGGCUGCUCCCCGCCCCCGCCGCUCCGCCCGCUCCGGCUUGCCGCUGUGCCGCUUGCAAUCCGCCCGCUCGCAUGUAAGCUACAGCACCGUCCGGCUUGCAUGCUGCCUAGCUGACUGCUCUGCUGUCCGGCCGCCUGACGCUGCGGAGAAGACCGGCGGAGAAAGCACGGGACGAGAAAGAAAGAGACCGGUGGUUGAGAGAGAUCGAGAACAGGAGAUAGAGAUAAGUGCUGGUGGCAUGGCUAAGAUGCAGUCAAGUUCCAAGGAGCAAGAGGUUCAUAAAGUGGCAGGCAAAUCCCGUGAGCAGAGUCCCCUGAAACAAGGGUCUGUUGAUGAUGAAGACUCUGGUAGUACCACCCCCUCUGCUGGUGAAAACAGGUAUCCUGGUUGGCCUGGAACCAGUGUCUUCAGGAUGCUGAUUCCUUCACAUAAAGUCGGUGCGAUAAUUGGCCACAAAGGAGAAAGGGUUAGAAGGCUGUGUGAGGAAACAAAAGCCUGUGUCCGAAUUAUAGGUGGCCAUCUUUGUGCGGCAGAGCAAGCUGUAAUAAUUUUCGGAAAGGAGCAGCCUGAUGCGCCAUUACCUCCGGCCAUGGAUGCACUACUAAGAGUAUAUCAGCAAACAAUUAAAGAUGAUGAUUUAGAUUUGGGAUCCAAUAGUACAAUUGUGACACGGAUUCUUACACCAAGUGAACAGGCAACAAGCCUUAUUGGUGAGCAGGGUGUGAUGAUAAGUUCAAUCAUGCAAUCUUCUCAAACCAAUAUCCGUGUCCUUGAUGGUGACCUGCCGCCUGUUGCACUGGAAGAAGAUAAGGUUAUUGAAAUAUGGGGACUGCCUGCAGGAGUGCAUAAGGCUUUGGAACUUGUUGCUUCUCAUCUGAGGAAGUAUCUGGUUGAUCGGAGUGUCAUCCCAUUGUUUGACCAUCAUGUCCCUAUGCCAAUAUUGCACACGGACAUGCCUCCAUGCCACUACAUUGACCAUCCUGAUGGCCCUGUGCACGCAGUUAGUCCAGGCUAUCACUCUGUAUGUGCUGAAGAUUUUCAUUGUGAACUAUGGAGUGACACUUCCUAUUUGAGGGUCAGGCAUCCUAUCGAAAGUCUUCUACAUGCUGAUGCAUUUGAACACAGAUGGGAGACAUCUACAUCAUUCAGGCGAUAUCGAUCGGUUACACCACCAAACCAUGCUAGAAGUGCAUAUUGGCCAAAAGCAUCUUCACCUAUGGAGGCAUAUCAUUCAGCUCCUAUGAAAUUACAUUCACACUGCAACCUCAUACAUGGAUGGCAUGCAACUCCAAUUAGUCCAACAGCUUCUGUUGAAAGAAUUCGCUCCCUUAUAUCUGUGUAUGGACAACAAGCACAUCCACAGAGACAGACAUAUCAAUCAGAUGAAAUGUGUAAACAUCCACGCUUUGGAAAAUCUUUACAUGUAAGUGAAGCUCAUCCAACCAGGGUGUCUCCAUCAGAUGCAACUGAACUACCUCCAAAUACUGGUAUUUCUGCAUGUGGACGAGAAGCAUCUCCACCCUUCAGGAUGCGUCCACCAACUACUGUGGAAAAUCUUCUACACUGUCGUGUAUCUGCAUGUGGGCCAGAAGCACCACAACAUCAGACUCCGCCUUCAUCAACCAGUUGGUCUGCAGCAGUUUCUUCUCAGGUUAAGAAGAAGAUGCAAGUUCCAAUAUUCUAUGCUGAAGCUGUAAUUGGCCCAUCUGGUGAAAGAAUUGAAUAUAUUCGUCGUACCAGUAGGUCGAGCAUUUUGAUAAACAAUUCCGAGGAGAGCAUAAUGUCUAUUGAGAUCACUGGAAGUGCUGCAACAGAUGUUCUUACUGCAGAACAGCUGAUUAAGGAAUCUGCCUCUUUCUGCGAUGAAUGCCUUGCUGGUUUUGUUCAAAUGCUCAACAUCAGUCAAGUGCAUCGGCAGACAGGCUAAUAGCUACAAUCCUGGUGAUGUGGUGCUUUCCUUUUCCUUUUAAGGAGUAAUGCAUCAUGUUAUCUGUACUUAUAUCUAGAGCUUUUAUGCUGAAACAUUCCAUUUGAGAAUACCAGGUCAUCAAAAUGAUUCCUUGCUCUUGUUAUCGUUUAGAUGUGUUAUAAGUGCAUAUUUCAAUGAUGAACUGACAUUAAUAUUGGCCGAAGAAUGAGUCAACUCCUUUGUGACUAGUGUAAAUGGUGGCGGCUCCUAUUUACUUCUUCUGCAUACCAUCUUGUUUUCUGUAAUACUAGUUUUAGGCCGAUGCUUUAUAAUUACUCUGUUCGUGGUUAUCUGUGUUACAAACAUGGGCUUUUCACCUCUUGAUCAUUGUUUUCUUUUCUAGAACUUUAUGGCUGAAGCAGCUGCUGCCUCCCCUGGUCAUAGUUUCAACUUCAUUCCAUCAUAUUUGCCAGCAUCCAGAUCUCCCAUUGCUAAUAUUCUUACUACUGAGAAAAGCAGUGUCACUUUGCCAGAACAGCGCCU